This is a messenger RNA of Fonsecaea nubica, 1542 nucleotides long. RefSeq lists its product as hypothetical. NCBI's taxonomy places the organism in Eukaryota, Fungi, Ascomycota, Eurotiomycetes, Chaetothyriales, Herpotrichiellaceae. Gene Ontology annotation, molecular function: NAD+ kinase activity. The transcript has 4 exons. Gene Ontology annotation, biological process: NADP+ biosynthetic process; NAD+ metabolic process. Bases 1 to 1542 code for a protein of 513 amino acids. The record is from RefSeq and is a predicted model, not a curated record.
AUGUCAAGCUCAAGAGAUGCUCCGCAAGUGAGCCGCCGGAUAAGCGAGGUGCUCCCUGACGAUCGACAGGACGGCUCUAGCAGCGAGGAUGACUACAACAGGAAGAUCGAAGUUGUCUUUGACAAUGAUGUCGCGCGCCGACGAAAAUCCUCGACCGUGCUCGCGGAAACCCCUGCGGUCGAGAGGCCACAGCGGAUCCAGGCCGAGCGCACCAAGUCUCAGUGCUUGGUCCACAAGCUGGUCGAGAAAAGCUCGUUAGGACAGCAACCCCAGGUCGAAUCCAAGCUCGAACAGAUCGACGAGAUCGAGCCUCCGUCGAAGCUGGAUGUCAACGGUCCGAGCUCGGGCAAAGACGACAUCCGCGCGACCGAGUCCCGCCUGCUCACUAAGAAACAAUUGAGUGAUAUGGCCAUGAGCGUGAGGACGAUGGCGAAGAGACUGGGCAACCUAAAGGUCAGACUGAGGGUUCGGGCCAUCUUCCUGCUCACAAAGAUAUAUGACAAGACCUUGAUUUCCAAGACGAAAGAGGUGACGAGGUGGUUGCUGUCCAAAGAUAGGUCUGUACCUUAUAUUGUCUAUGUCGAGGACAGCUUGAAAGACAACCCGGCGUUCGACGCAGAGGGUAUUUGUGCCGAGGACCCUUCGUUUCGAGAGCGUCUGAGGUAUUGGGAUGCCGAGCUGGCUCGGAGGCACCCUCAUACAUUCGACUUUGUGAUAACACUUGGCGGUGACGGGACCGUCCUCUAUGCGAGCUGGCUGUUCCAGCGAGUGGUCCCGCCAGUGCUGUCCUUUGCCCUCGGUUCAUUGGGAUUCCUCACCAAAUUCGACUUUGGAGACUACCAGAACACUCUAUCGCAGGCCCUAAAGGACGGCGUAACGAUCAGCCUGAGGCUGCGAUUCGAAGGCACUGUUAUGCGGACCAACAGGCGUGUCGACGAUGCAGAAUGCCGAGACAUCGUCGAGGAACUGAUCGGGGAGGAAGCCGAAGAUCGGAACACGCAUAGACCGGACCGGACAUUUGAGAUUCUGAACGACAUUGUGGUUGAUAGAGGUCCGAAUCCGACUAUGUCAACCAUUGAACUUUUCGGGGAUGAAGAACACCUUACGACUGUGCAAGCAGAUGGUAUCUGUGUGGCCACUCCCACGGGAUCCACUGCUUACAAUCUUGCCGCUGGUGGUUCACUGUGUCAUCCAGAGAAUCCUGUUAUUCUCGUCACGGCCAUUUGUGCCCAUACUCUAUCAUUCCGACCGAUCAUUCUUCCUGACACCAUUGUUCUUCGAUUGGGAGUUCCAUUUGACGCGAGAUCGAACUCGUGGGCAAGUUUCGACGGGCGUGAAAGAAUUGAACUAUUUCCAGGCGACUAUGUGACCAUUUCGGCAUCACGGUAUCCAUUUGCCAACGUCAUGCCACCGGGACGUCGAAGUGAAGAUUGGGUCAACAGCAUUUCAAGGACAUUGCAGUGGAACUCUAGACAACGACAAAAGGCAUUUCACGAAUGGGAUGGCGAAAAGACAGUCAAGGAAGCACCCAGCAAGGGAUGA